AUGGGAAUGCCCACCACAGAGAUGGGGCUUAAAAUACAGUAUGAAAGAUCUUCUCAAGGCUUGAUUACUCGUAGGGAAGCAAAAAUUAGCAUUAGAGAUCACAAAUCUCUAAAUUUUUCUGAGGACGAUAUGUUGAUGAGAGGAGAUUUUGAUAUGAAUUCUAUGCAAAGAGACACUCGCUCACUCAAAGAAGUCUACAAGCAGACCAUUCUAAAUCAUGAAGUUGUUUUCAGGAAGCAGGUUUAUGAACUCCACCGCUUGUAUGGGGUACAGAAGUCCCUAAUGAGGGACUGUUGUUGGGACGAGUUCAAUGCAUACAAUUUCAGAACAGCACCCAUGCCCAUCCUGGGUCCUUUUACAAAUCAGAUAAGUUAUGCACCACCAGCAACAGAGGAAACAUUUUCCGAAAUUCCCAUGAUAGGUUCAACACAGUCUCGAAACAACGAUUGUGAAGAAGAACCCAGAGUUAUCUUCCCUAGACUUCAGCAGAGGCCAAUGGACCUUCAACUUUCUGCCAGUUACUCUGUUAGAGGAAAUAAUUGGGGCUCUCUGAGGAAUUCUGCAGAACUAAAGCAUUACUUAGCUGGUGAUAAUGCAUCUUCUCCAGAGGAGGUGAAGCUUUCCCUAAGCAUUGGUGGGGACAGUAAGAAAAAGAAUGAUGGCAGGACAACAUGGACUGACAAGAUUAAUUAUUUGUCCUCGCAGCACAUAAUUGAUUUAGAGGAAUCAACAGAAACAUCUUCAGACGAGGAUGCCAUACCUGUGUCUACUCUUGACUGUGCUGGUCCGCCCACUUAUUCUGGAGAUAGGCAUGAGUCACAGGUUUCUGUAAAAUCUAGUCCAAGCUUCACAAAUUGCAUGAAUGAUCCAUCUCAUGGGAUUACAAUUCCUCAUUCUUUUGUAGACACAAGUAAAGGCUGUCAGGAGCAAACCUUCACCAAUCAAGGAUUUAACGAAUCUGUUGGUCAUAUACCAUGUAAUGAUAUGUCUGCCAAGGGCGAAGUGUUUGUUUCUUAUGAAACAGCACGUUGGGACCUCAACAGCAUCCAGCCUAUUGAAUUGUACUCGAAUGACCCCGUCAUGGCCUGUCCUUCAACCGGUAGCUCAUCAUGUGAUGCUGAUGAAUUAACUGGAAAAUUUCAUGAUGUUAAAGGAUCAAGUGGUGACAACUCUAGCAAAACUUCUACUUUGCUUCAACAAAAUGUUGCCUUGAUGGAGUGCAACAGCAAAAACAGUAAUUUGAAUAUUUGGGCAACCAAUACCACACAUGAGGCUCUUAUAGGAAACAAAGCAUCCCCUAUAGAGCUUGAGAACAUGUCUGGGCCCACAUCUGACCUUAGUGAAGACCCUGGUAACCGCAGUGCUUUCUCCAAAAACGAAAAUCUAGACUUGCCAUUAAAUUUUCAGCAUGGAAAUGCUAUAGCUGUAGCCAUGCCAGGGGUAAACUGUGGGAAUGAGAACAGGAACGAAAGUUUGUUUUUGCAUCAAUGUAGAAGUCAAAAUACAGGUGAAGAUUCACUUAGUAGCCAAUCUCCUGGCUCAUGCAAGCUCAAUAUCAUUCAUGAUGAGAAUUCAAGUAGCAUGAAGGCCACACAGUCUGGAAUUGAUUUGGGAGAAAAUAGUUUUCCUUUAAAUAUGUCAAGUUCUGAGUCUUCUCAAGUCGUAGAAACUCCAUGUAAUGAGGGCGAACACCAAUGCUGGGACAAGAAAGGAGAAUCAGCAGAAGUGGAUGUUUUGAUCCAGAAGGCAGCCUUAUCACUUAUUUGUAUGUCCUUGGAUAGUUCAACGACUAAUGAAGAUUGCAUUACCAAGACAGGAUCAAAUGAGGUUGAAAAUGAGGAGAGGGACCAGCCACAGAAUUCUUUGGAUUCCUAUGAAUCCCUUGUGCUGAAGCUGGGGGAAAGCAGUGUGGAUGACUGUUGUGUUUCAUCAAAGGCAUUAGAAUUUAACGAAAUGGAUAAAAAUGACUGUGGUAUUAAGUUGAGAAGGGGGAGGAGGCUAAAAGACUUUCAGAGAGACAUACUACCUGUUCUGUCGUCUCUAUCUAGACAUGAAAUCUGUGAAGAUAUAAAUAUUUUUGAGGGAGUUAUGAGGUCAAGAGAAUACAAGAAACUCAGAUCCAGGAUAGCCAAUGGAGCAAACUGGUUCACACCUGUGAAAAGCAAGAGGUCGAGACUCAAUUAUGUUGGCCGGAAAUAUUAUUCAUGAGAGGAUCAUUGAAAAUGAUUAAAAAAAUUAGAGAGAUAAAGGUGGAUGAAGAAGAGUAGCUGAGUUAGACUUACUGGAAUGCGCCUCCAGACAAGGGAUUGCUAUUGUGUCCGGACAGAGUUGGCAGAAUGAGAAGAUGGACGUGCUUUGAAGAAUGGGAUCAUACUGCCAAGUGCGUCCGAACGGUUGAUACUAUGCGUUUAGGCGCGUGUUUCUGAAAGAUGGGAUUUUGGAGGAAAAAGUAGAAUGUGAUCAAACUUCUUGGACUAGGAAAAUAUAAAUAGGUGAAUCAUUAUGAUGUAAACGGACGACUUUUUAAAUAUUUUUGUUCUAUUUUUGGUUGAAGCUUAGGAUAUCUGGCUAGACUUUUUGACUAGGGCUAAAGUAGAACUUUUCGAUGAAGUACGGU
Messenger RNA from Ilex paraguariensis (yerba mate), 2617 nucleotides. The record is from the annotation of a GenBank genome assembly. NCBI's taxonomy places the organism in Eukaryota, Viridiplantae, Streptophyta, Magnoliopsida, Aquifoliales, Aquifoliaceae.